Racocetra persica is the source of this 405-nucleotide messenger RNA. Lineage: Eukaryota; Fungi; Glomeromycota; Glomeromycetes; Diversisporales; Gigasporaceae. The record is from the annotation of a GenBank genome assembly.
AUGAAUGAUGAACCAAUUGGUUCAGAUAGUGACUCGGAAAAUGAUUUUGAGGUUGAGAUUGUUAGAGACCGCAAUUUAAUGUCUCUUGAAAACUUAAACAAUACAAUCAAACAGUUGGAAAAUGAGUUCAAAAGUGAUAUGUAUAGUGAGGUCGAGAAGGCUCAUCUCUAUACAAUGUUAUCUUAUUUUCAUCUUGUAGAGCGUGGUCGAAAGAGGGUCGAGGCGAGCAUGAUUGUGGCAGAAGCAGCUGGGAAGGGUGUUUAUCAUGCCUGUUGUAUACGUGCAUGGGCAACAAAUUAUAUUCAGAAUGGGGCAAUUCCAAUUUCAAGACAAGGCAAAUAUCCAAAAACCUGGAGUUUCCUGUGGGACAAAGAUAUUGUGAUGCAGAUUAGCUCCUUUUUCUGA